AUGGUUGAAAGCGAGCUAACUAAGCGUAAAGCAGUAAUUACCGAGGAGGGAAUAAUGACGGAAGAAAGUACAACGCUUCUCAACGGCUCGUCAAACAAGAAGAAGAUCAAAAGAAAGCUCCAUACGUGGAAUGAAAUCCCUGAAUGGCAGCGUGACAAUGAAUACAUCCUGAGCGGGUAUGUCAUCGAAACGAAGAGCCUUAAAGCUUGCUUCGACAGUCUCUUCUAUAUGCACAACGAAUCGGUGAAUAUCUAUACCCAUCUUUUGCCAGGAAUGUCUUUCCUCAGCGUUAUUUUGUUCGAUCAUUAUGCCAUCAAAAGAUUCACAACAACAACAUGGAUCGACUACGUAAUGAUCGAUCUCUUUUUUCUGGGCGGCUUCACUUGCUUGAUGAUGAGCAGCGUGUUCCACUGCCUCAAAUGCCAUUCCAGUGAGGUGGCUAUUUUCGGAAACAAACUCGAUUACUUAGGAAUUGUUGCCAUGAUAGUAUCCUCGAUGGUUAGCAUUCUGUAUUAUGGGUUUCAAGGCAAUAAACCAUACUUUUACGUAUUUUCUGGACUCACCUUUUCUUUUGGGGUCGGGUGCACCGUUGCUUCCUUGAAAGAAAGAUUUCGGUCAAGAGAAUGGAGGCCCUUUCGAGCAGGAUUAUUUGUGGCUUUUGGGCUAUCCGCGCUACUGCCCGUCAUGGCAGGGAUUAUGUACUAUGGGCUCGAGGAAACAUGGAGUAGGAUCCAGCUCAAGUGGCUUAUUUUAGAGGGUAUUUUCUACAUUGCAGGUGCAGUGCUCUAUGGAGUUCGUUUCCCAGAAAGAGUUGCUCCCGGGAUUUUCGACAUCUGGGGUCACUCACAUCAACUAUUUCACGUCUUGGUCGUCACGGCGGCCCUGUGCCACUUACGGGCACUCAUGGGAGCAUACGAGCUAUAUCAUUUGCAGCUUUAA
Molecule: messenger RNA, 939 nt
Organism: Lachancea meyersii CBS 8951
Lineage: Eukaryota; Fungi; Ascomycota; Saccharomycetes; Saccharomycetales; Saccharomycetaceae
Source: the annotation of a GenBank genome assembly